AUGUCUAAAUUUUUCAACUUCAGACAUUCAAGUUAUGCAAAAGAUAAGUGUUUGCUAUGGUUCUGUGAUGUAUGUUUAGAUGAAGUAUAUAAUAAUGGAGGUAUUCGUAACGAAAUUGAGUCACUAAAACAGUCAGUUUCAGAAGAAAUUGAGCUAUGCUCAAGCUACAGAAGAAGUAGUAUUAAGACUAAAAAUACUGAUCAAGCUUGUAGCAAAAAAACAUUCGAAGCUGUUCAAAAGUAUUUAAAUCCAACUUUGUUACAAUUAGGGAUAAAUGAAAUAAGAAAUGUAAAAGAUGAUGAUGUAGUUAUUAAAUGUAAUUCUAACAAUGAAAUUGAAAAGGUUAAAUCUGCUGUCGAAAAGAGUUAUAACAUUGUGUCACCAGAUUUAAAAAAUACCUCCAUAAAAGUUGUGGAUAUAGAAAAUGAAAUGUCUCCUGAAGAUUUAAUAAAUUGUAUUAAAAAGCAGAAUGGUUUCUUAAAUGAUGGUGAUUCUAAUAUAUCUAUUAAAGUGUUUAAAAAAUGA
This is a messenger RNA of Psylliodes chrysocephalus, 525 nucleotides long. Lineage: Eukaryota; Metazoa; Arthropoda; Insecta; Coleoptera; Chrysomelidae. The record is from the annotation of a GenBank genome assembly.